AUGAGCCUCAAGAAGGCCAGCCGCACCAAGAGCCUUUCGCUGAGCGGGGAUGAUUUUCCGCUGCGUCCGGCCAACGCCGGUGGCGUGGCCACCGGUAAACCGAGGGCCAACUUUGCCGCACCCAAGCGGCCCGAGGACACGCUCAAGAUUAUGAAGUACAUCGACGAUAACGUGAUCGGCAAGGGUGUCGCAUUUUUGGGACCGUACGGACGACGUAAAGUGGUGUAUGCAGAUUACGCGUCGUCGGGCCGUUCAUUGCAGUUUUUAGAAGACUAUAUAAAUAAAGAAGUUUUGCCAGCGUUUGGAGAUAUUAGUUGCAUAUCGGCCGUUACAGGCUUGCAGUCACAUUUAUACGACAACGAAGCUCGAGACUUGGUUCGUGGAGCCGUCGGUGCUAAUGCGGAAGAUGAGAUCGUAUUCUGUGAUAACCCUGCCGAACGUUUGUGUUAUCUGCUAUCCAAUCCAAAUGUUUGCGACAUCAGCCAGCCUCAGUUUCACAACAAUUCUCAAAGUGCCAUCAGCAACAUGUCGAUCGGUGGGGUGCACCUGCUAUCGUCGCUUCCGUUUGGGCCCAACAACCGCCACAACAGUCUUUCCAACUCGUCCACUCUCUCCGACAGCGUGGUAGACAUCAGCCAACACCACCAGAGCCUAUCGUCUGCGGUGCCUCCGAUUCUGUUCGUUAGCACCUCCGAACCGGUGUCUAAUCUUCGCUCGUGGAUCGACGCCGGCUGGCAGAUCGAGCGGAUCGUCAAGAACCAUGAGGGCUUCCUGGAUCUGGUAGACCUGGAAAAGCGGCUGCAGCAUUACGCGGAAUCGAGACGCAAGAUGGUGGGCCUGUUUUCGGGCGCCUCGCGGCUCACGGGUAUUCUGGCCGACGAUGUAGCGACUACGAUUUUGCUGCACCAGUACGACGCUCUCUCGAUAUGGGAUCACUCGAUGGCGGCAUCAUGUGCCCCGAUUAGCACCAAUCCCGUCCUUCCCGGUGCGCAGAAGGACGCGAUAUUUUUCCACUGCAACCGGUUGGUCGGCGGUGUGCAGGCCCCCGGGGUGCUAGUCAUUAAGCGUAGACUAAUCGAACACAGUACCUCCUUCCUGACGGAUUCCGUUGGCGUCGUCAGUGCCGUGCGAGCCGGUCUCGUACUGCAGCUCAAGGAAUCGCUCGGUUCGCAGGCGAUCAUGGGUCGCAUGGAGAAAACCUGCAAGCAAAUGUUGGCCCACGUACGAACCAUCCCGGAAAUCGCCCUGCUCGGACCGCCGUGUACUACGGCGAAGCGACUCACGACCCUUUGCUUCAUGGUGCGCCAUCCGAGGGGUUCCUUUUUGCACCACCGGUUUGUGGUGGCAGUUCUGAACGACGUGUUCGGCAUCCAGGCAACGGCUGACAACAUGAUUAGUGAUUCGCUGGGAAUCAACCCGCAGCUGAUGGUGGAGUACGAGAAGCUGUUGAACGACGAGACCCUGAAGGCAGGAUGCUUGCACCCGGGUUACACGCGCAUCACGUUUCCCUUCUUCAUGCCGGAAUCGGAGGUGGCCUUCAUUCUGGAGGCGCUCAAGAUGGUGGCAACCGAGGCGUGGAAGUUGCUACCCCAGUACGAAGUGGAUGAGGGGUCGGGCGAGUGGCGGCACCACUCAAACUCCCUCGCCAAGGAACGCAAAUGGCUCGGUGCGAUUCGCUAUAUCGACGGCAAGAUGCUGUUCUCGGAUCGGCGCAUUUCCGGUCCAGGGUCGUUCCCGCAAAACUACUCCGAUUGUCUGCAGACGGCGCGGAACCUGUUCAAUAGGGCGCGCAAAAUGGCACAGCGCGCAACCACGGAGGAAAUCGUACUGAAGCUUUCCAACGCGGCUAUGGAGAAACUCCGGUGGUACAUGUUGUCGGGAGAGGCACACGAACUGUUGCUUGGUCAUUCACACAACGUCAAAAACACCGUCCCCUUUGAUCCUACCAGAAUACCAGAGAAUACGUCGCUGAUGCUUAUUCACCGGCACCACAGCCUUUCGGCGUUGGACAUCAAACGAUUCAAGAGCCGCAGUCUUCCGGCGUCACCUCUGCAGAUAUCAACCCGUCGUCAGAACUCAUCCUCACCCUACCAAUCGCACAGCCCGACACCGACCUCAUCACCACCGAUGGUGCGCUUUUCCGUCGGUGGUGAAGUAACGCCACUAGCGCAUCCUUCGGCCACAGUUCCAGACCACGUUGGCACCGUAACGGGUGGCCACCACGUGACGGCCGGCCCGAUCGGACGUGAUACCAGUGUCAGCCGCAACAGAUGCCACAGCUGGGGAGCCGCCAGCUAUCGUACGCACAUCGGUGCCCUUAGCGGGCGGGACGUGAACGCAAACGGUGAUCGAAACGUGGCCACCGGCGCACCCGAAGGACAUGAAUUCGCGCCGGGUGUCAGUCUUAGCGGUGGCCUGCACAUCUUAGGACCACAAACUCGCGUGAGCCUCGGUUUGGAUGCACAUCAGCACGCGCAAGUGGUGCUACGGUCCUUAAAAACGCAACAAUCGAUGCCGGUUCCGUCCCAGCAGCGGCCACCAUUGCGCCGCCCAAUGUCGGUGGCCACCACGGCACCGAUUCCGCUUCCCACGACGGCGGUGCGUGUUCCGAAACAGAGGUCCUGCUCGUGCAGCAGCCAGACGGAUCUUAGCCUGCCACGCAUCGAAAGCACGUCCCAACCUGGUACGGCCUCGCCGACACCGAGCCUUCCUAAUCUGCGGUCUCUCAUGGGAAGCAGUUGCAGCGAGAGUACGGAAGACAUCCAAGCGUACGUGAAGGAAAUGACAAAGGAGCUAGCAACCGAGAUCAAGUCCGAGAUCCGUGAGGUGAUAAGCAAGGUCGAGGACGUACUCGAAAGCACGGACAGCAUCGAGAUGAGCAGCAUGGUCAACUUCAGUUCGCACGUACAGCAUGGCCAUCCGCCGGCGGAAAACAAGCGUGAUUCCAUUUCCACCAGCGACGUGGUGGACUAUUUGCGCGAGUUCAGCAAAGAGAUGACGAACGAGGUGAAAUCGGAGAUCCGGGACGUCGUGAACGCGGUGGACGAGAUCAUUUCCCCCGAAGGAUUCCUUGGGAUGCGCAAAAACUCUCCACCGGAUAUACUGCGCAACGGGGCCGGUGGAACGGGCGCAGCAAAUCAUCACCCGCACGGGAACCCGCUCGGAGGCCAAAAACUCUUGAUCAAGCAACGGUUUAGCGAUAUUACGCCGGAUGCCACAAUCCAUCGGCCGCGGUCGGCCGACAAUGACAAGCACCGGUCGGAAUCGUUCUCGAGACCAAGCUCGGCCGCCAGCCCGGAACACAUGGGCAUCGGGCAGCCGUUGCACAGCGUUGGGGCGAUUGCGAAGCACUUCGACCCUCGGUCGACCAUGUCUUCGCAGGAUUCCGGCAUUAAUAUGAACUUCUGUGAUGCUUCCGAUGACAGCAAUCGUGUCCGGGGCGUACGAUCGAUCAACAACGAUAGAAUUCGCACGGUAUCCGCCGAGGUGGACAGCUCCUGCAAACCAUCGAUCCCGCCGCGACGACUCAUUUCGGAACCGUCGGGUGGAUCCAUCGUCGAGGCAGUUGGUCCUCCGGAUCAACGAUCGCAGGGUGAUCCUGGCAUCGGCAAGAGUGCGCUCACACGCCAGCAGCAUGUCCUCAACCGCACACCGUCGGUGGAAACCGGCCCGGGUUCACAGGGAGCAUGCGGUGUGGCCGCGGACAGUGGCGUUUCGACCAUCCAGUGGCACCAGAUGCCCAAGGAAGUCUGGAAGCAGGCAGCCGAGGCCCUAGACGAGUACCGGAUGCUGAAGGAAGGUGACCGGGUGCUUGUGUGUCUGUCCGGAAGUAGCUCCUCGCUGUGUCUGUUGCACCUACUGCACCAGUUCUGCCAGGUUCGGCAGCUCAACGUGGAUCUGGCGGCCAUCAACGUCGGUGGCGGAGAGCGAGGAGUUGAUCCUCGAGCGCUCAUGCUGUACCUGAAGGAACUCGGUGUGCCGUUCUUCUAUGAGCCCUUAGCAUCCAACGAGCCGUUGGUCGAGCAGCUGACACGACACGCAUCCCACCGGAAGUACAACGUCCUAGCGAUGGCCAGCACACUAGACAAGCUGGCAGAUAGGUUCCUGACGUCCCUGCUUUACCGGGGAGAGCUAAGCGCGCUCCAACCCGUACAAGGACCCACCGAAAGCGCUAAACCCCUGGAAGGGGACGUCCGGAUCGUACGGCCGUUGUUGUUCCUGCGGGAGAGCACCUGCGAGGAGUUUGCCACAGACCGGAGGCUACCUUGUCGGGUGUCAAUUGCCAACCCCGCUAGCACCGACGGGGAAGGUUCGCUGAGAGCUCUGCUGCACCACCAGGAGCAGGUCAACCCGCUCGUCUAUCACAACAUUCGUAACGCUCUCAGGCCGAUCCUUUCGCUGGGUACCGAAACAUCAAAAUCGGCGUACGAAAUGCUGCGAUCUUCGUUGAACACCCGCGAGUAAGCUCUGGCUGGCUGGCUGGCUGUGGGAGCACGCACGUACAACGGGGAAGCAAAUCAUUUGCAUCAGGACCAAGUCAUUAUUCUACCUUAAGUGUAUAGAACUGUCGAAAAC
Messenger RNA from Anopheles nili, 4575 nucleotides. RefSeq lists its product as uncharacterized. The record is from RefSeq and is a predicted model, not a curated record. The transcript has 12 exons. NCBI's taxonomy places the organism in Eukaryota, Metazoa, Arthropoda, Insecta, Diptera, Culicidae. The coding region runs from base 1 to 4464 and encodes 1487 amino acids.